AUGAAAGUCCUGCGUAAAAUCAAUUGACACCCCCCCGGGGGCCAAUGUAAUUUAGGCCUGUAGUCUCUGUAAACAAAACCGCUGGCUCUGAGUGAGACUCCGACGGGAAGAUGGCGAACCACUAUGAAAUCCCGAAGUGGGCUGGCAAACCACCAGUUGGACUGCAUUUAGAUGUUGCCAAAGGUGAUAAAUUAAUACAGAAACUUAUGAUAGAUGAAAAAAAAUGUUACCUUUUCGGCCGAAAUCCACAACUUAAUGAUUUCUGCAUUGACCAUGCUUCGUGCUCGAGAAUCCAUUGUUCGUUAGUAUAUCACAAACACCUUAACAUGGCCUUUUUGGUUGAUCUAGGGAGUACCCAUGGGACUUUUAUUGGGAAUAUUCGUUUAGAGGGAAAUAAACCAACGCAGCUGCCUGUAAAUUCAACUUUUCAUUUUGGAGCUUCCACAAGAAUGUACACACUGAGAGAACGCCCCCAGACUGCUCCAAAACCUGUUAUGGAUGAAUUGGAAAGAAUAUCUGAAGAUAGUGAUGGAGGACUGCUGGGUCUACCAGAAACAGAAACAGAGUUGGAUAACCUCACUGAAUUCAACACUGCCCACAAUCGACGUAUUUCCAUGUUGGGAAUUGGCGAAGAUGAUCCAAAACCGAGAGGGCGGAAAAGACACAAAUUUAAUGUCAGUUUUAAAGAUGAAGAAGAUGUUAUAAAUCCUGAAGAUGUUGAUCCAAGUGUUGGAAGAUUUAGAAAUCUUGUUCAAACUACUGUGGUGCCUUCUAAGAAACGACGUUUGGAUAGUGGACUCGUAUCAAGUAGCAGUGUGCGAGAAAUGGAGGGGUUAGGAAAAGCCAUGGUGCAAUUUCCCGUAGUUAGUGAUGGCUUGUAUGGUGAUUUGCCUCCUGAGCAACACAGUCAUGGUGGUUCUCACCAUUCGAUGUUCUCCUCUUUGUUAUCUUCCAAAACCUUGUCUGCCUUAUUACCGAAUCCUGCUCCAGAGGUGGAAUUAGCCCCACCAGAACCAGUUGCCCCAGAGAUACCUCCUGCACAUUUACAAGUGUCUGUUGAUCCAGAUGAACCAAAGAAGAAGAAGUAUGCCAAGGAAGCAUGGCCAGAAAAACCUACUCCGUCACUUCUUGUUUGAAGUGCCCCGUUGUUUUCUAUACAAAAGUCAAGUGAAUAGUCAUCAUCAGCUUAGUCUGUGUUUACUGACUUGACUACACAUAUCCCAAGGAUGGAUUUGUAUUUUUCUAGAGUAUUUAUAGUUAUAAACUAAAGAGAAAGAUAUUUAGUUGC
Messenger RNA from Macrobrachium nipponense, 1288 nucleotides. It is a transcript of the gene NiPp1, whose product is annotated as nuclear inhibitor of protein phosphatase 1-like. Gene Ontology annotation, molecular function: protein binding; mRNA binding; protein serine/threonine phosphatase inhibitor activity. Lineage: Eukaryota; Metazoa; Arthropoda; Malacostraca; Decapoda; Palaemonidae. Gene Ontology annotation, cellular component: nuclear speck. The record is from RefSeq and is a predicted model, not a curated record.